UGUGGCGUUUCUCUCUCAAUUACUCGAUCUAGUAACUACCUCCUAUCCCAACGUUCCAUCCAUGUCGUACCAAAAACGCAGACAAAAAGAACCAAAACAUGCAGAAAGAAAGAAAAAAAUUACACAGAAAAUGAAAGCCAAACCACCAUUUGGUUUGUAAUCUUGAAUCACUUCCUACAUUAAUUUUCCAGGUAAAUCUGUAAUCUUUUACUUCCAUGAAACUAAAGUACGUACUUUGAUUUGAUACACAGAGCCAUUGUGAUUAAACUCCAUCUAGUACAGGAAAACACAUUCUCUCAUUGUUCUUGUUUCUCUUGUUUUCCUGUACUCUGUUCCAUAUCUCUCUGUUUUUCAAUUCUAUCCCAAAAGGGUUUCUGAUUUCAGCUAUGAUCUCCAACACCCAGAUCUUAUUUUCUCUGAUCUUGUUAUCUCUAUGCACCAUUCAAGUUCUUAGCGCAGACUCAAAGUCUUCCAAUCCUUACAUACUUUAUUGUGGCUCUUCAAACGGUGGCACCGAUUCCGAUGGCCGGAAAUGGUCAUCGGAUUCCCAGUUUAUUUCCGGGAAUUCCACGACGGCGAGGGCCCAAUACCAAGACCCUUCUCUUCCUUCCGAAAUCCCAUACAUGUCUGCAAGAAUCUUCACCUCUCCAUCCUCAUACAAAUUCUCUGUUUCACCAAAGCAACGUCUUUGGCUCAGACUCCAUUUCUACCCUUCUUCCUAUAACAGCCUUGACAAAUCCGACUCGUAUUUUGAUGUGACCGCAAAUGGGUUUACUCUCCUCAACAAUUUCAGCGCCUCCAUCACAGCCGAAGCUCUCACGCAGGCCUACAUUGUCAAAGAAUUCUCACUCAUUCCUGUCGAGUCCGGGAAUCUCAACAUCACGUUCACCCCCUCUUCGUCACAUAAGAAAUCAUUUGCUUUUGUGAACGGGAUUGAGGUGAUACCUAUGCCGGAUAUAUUCCAUCCAGCCAAUUUGGUCGGAUUCGAUGAACAAACGGUCGAUGUACAAAGCUCGACUCUCCAGACCAUGUUUCGGCUCAAUGUGGGUGGGCAGUAUGUUGGGCCAGCCAACGACUCCGCCGGGCUUAACCGGACAUGGUAUGAUGAUUCGCCUUACUUGUUUGGUGCAGCAUUUGGGGUCACAUCUGAGGCUCAGAAGAAUGUCUCGAUUAGAUACUCUAAUAAUGUGUCAGAAUCUAUUGCACCUGUUGAUGUUUACAGUACUGCUAGAUCAAUGGGACCUGACCCGGAGGUCAAUUCGAAUUACAAUCUCACAUGGGUUUUUCAGGUGGAUGCUAAUUUCACUUAUGUUGUGAGGUUACAUUUCUGUGAGCUUCAGGUCACCAAGGUCAAUCAGAGAGUGUUUGAUAUAUAUGUGAACAACCAAACGGCGCAGCCGGCUGCAGAUGUGAUCGGAUGGACAGGGAAGAUUGGGGUUCCUCUUUAUAAAGAUUACGCAGCUUUUGUGAAAGAUAAAGCUGGUGAUGACGAACUGUGGGUGGCAUUGCACCCAUCUGUGUCAAUGAAGCCUGAGUUCUAUGAUGCAAUACUUAAUGGAUUGGAGGUCUUUAAGAUCAAUGAUACUAGUGGCAACUUGGCAGGCCCCAACCCUGUGCCGUCUCAGAUGCUUCAAGAUGCUGAGGCGGCCGCGGCUGCGGCAAAUAAUCCCUCCCCACCGGCAGCGGGAUCAAAGAAUAAGGGUUUGGUAAUUGGUGGACUCACUGGUGGGGCUGCUGGUGUUGUUGUAGCUGCCGCGGUUGGCUUUGUUGUGUACCAAAGGAAGAAGAGAUCACAUGAGUCCGGGGUUGGGGCUUGGUUGCCGCUCUAUGGUACGUCUACCACAUUGACUUCUCGAAAGAGUGGUACUAAUACCGGUAGUACUAGCCAUGUUUCGAGUUUGGCUGCUGGUCUAUGUAGGCAUUUCUCAUUAUCCGAGAUCAAACAUGGUACCAAGAACUUUGAUGAGUCUCAAGUUAUUGGGGUUGGAGGGUUUGGGAAGGUUUACAAAGGGUUGAUUGAUGGAGCGUCGACUGAAGUGGCUAUAAAGAGAUCCAAUCCAUCUUCCGAACAAGGAGUUAAUGAGUUCCAAACUGAAAUCGAGAUGCUUUCGAGGCUUAGGCACAGGCAUUUGGUCUCCUUGAUUGGUUUUUGUGAAGAAGAAGGCGAGAUGAUUUUGGUUUAUGAUUACAUGGCUAAUGGGACUCUUAGGGAGCACCUCUACAAGUGCAACAAGCUUCCAUUGUCAUGGAAGCAAAGGUUGGAAAUUUGUAUAGGAGCUGCGAGGGGACUGCAUUAUCUUCAUACAGGUGCAAGGUACACUAUCAUCCAUAGAGAUGUGAAAACAACAAACAUUCUCUUGGAUGAGAAUUGGGUAGCUAAAGUCUCCGAUUUCGGGCUAUCCAAAACGGGGCCUAAUCUUCACCAAACCCAUGUUAGUACAAUGGUGAAGGGUAGCUUCGGGUACUUGGACCCUGAAUACUUCCGCAGGCAACAAUUAACUGAAAAAUCAGAUGUUUACUCAUUCGGGGUAGUUCUAUUUGAAGUUUUGUGUGGAAGGCCAGCACUCGAUGCUACAUUGCCUAAGGAGCAAGUUAGUCUUGCAGAUUGGGCUAUGCACUGUCAAAAACGGGGAACUCUUCACGAAAUCAUCGAUCCACAUCUUAAGGGGACAUCAAUAAAUCCCGAAUGUCUUAAAAAAUUCGCAGAGACAGCUGAGAAGUGUUUAUCCGAUCAUGGACUAUAUCGUCCUUCAAUGGGUGAUGUCCUUUGGAACCUUGAGUUUGCUCUUCAAUUGCUUGAACAUCCAGACGGGGAAAGAGUUGUAGCUGAAGUUAGAGCAAAUGAUGCUUAUGCUAUGCACAAUGCCACUCUGGUCAUUGAAGAAGAGAGCACUACUGCAAGUGUGCCUGUUGAUGAGUUGACCAAUAGUACUGUUGUUUUUUCACAGUUUGUGAAUCAACAAGGAAGAUGAUGAGCAGGACAAUGAAUCAUUUGACUAUUGUUAUGCCCGAGUUUUGUUACUCUUUUUGUAUGCUUAGGAGUUUUGUCUUGUAGAUUGUGCAUACAGACAACUGAAACUAUCAGAGAAGCUUUGGGGGAUACACAUGCUUUGUGGAUUGACCCCAUCUUUCCACCUGGUAAAUAUCUAGAGCUUGAAAAAUUAACUUGCGUUGCUUUUUUAUUCGUUUUCCUGUUCUUUUGUUCGGCUUUCAGCCAGUACAUUAACGCAUCUAUACAUUAAGCUAGAUUAAUUAUAUAUAUGUAAUGGUGGAUGUAGACCAGAGUAAAUUAGUGAUAGACCAGUCUACCAUUGCAUAGAUAUUGUAUCACUACAGAGAGCUGAUCUACGUCUGUAUGGAUGUUUACUGCACUAUAGCAUUUUCUUCUUUUUAGUU
Messenger RNA from Rosa rugosa (rugosa rose), 3396 nucleotides. RefSeq names its product receptor-like protein kinase ANXUR1. Gene Ontology annotation, molecular function: ATP binding; protein kinase activity. The coding region runs from base 387 to 2972 and encodes 861 amino acids. The record is from RefSeq and is a predicted model, not a curated record. Gene Ontology annotation, biological process: protein phosphorylation. The transcript has a single exon. NCBI's taxonomy places the organism in Eukaryota, Viridiplantae, Streptophyta, Magnoliopsida, Rosales, Rosaceae.